Molecule: messenger RNA, 1187 nt
Organism: Chara braunii
Lineage: Eukaryota; Viridiplantae; Streptophyta; Charophyceae; Charales; Characeae
Source: the annotation of a GenBank genome assembly
GUGGUCCAGACUGAGCGGCAUAGAGGUUUGUUAUCGCUGAGAGUGGCAGCGAUGGUAAAGCUGCUGGCCGGAUCCCUGGCUUGUGUAGCGCUUGCAGAAUCUGGUCUAGGUUGUGCACCUGACACCCUGGUUGACACACGUGGUGGGAAGAGUGCUACCCCUUACACGCAAGCUCAGGAGGAGCAAUUCGCCGCCAUCCUGAGAGAGAGAAGGGAGAAGAAGGAGAAGGAGUUCCUCGAACUGGCGAAGCUGAAGGAGAUAGCUGAGGAGCAGACGACGAAGAAGAAAAAGUUGGAGGAGGAGAUGUUAAGACUACAGCAGAAGGAGGAAGAGAAAAGACGGGUUGCCGAAGAAGAAGAAGCAGCAGAGGAGGAGGAAGUAGAGGAAGAACCCCUCGAAAGGAGGCAUGGGGGAGAGAGAGGAGAAACUAGUGGCACGAAGGCAGAGGACAAGUGGAUGGAAAAGAAGAUCAGUGAGUGGGUGGCUAACCUAUCGUUGGGAGAAGAUGAGGAGGCAAUGUUGUAUGUGCCUAAGGAGGAGAAAGAAGCAUUCGCCAGGGAGUUGGAAGCUAAGGAGGACCCCCUGGAACGCCAGACGAUGGAAGACGAGAAGAGAUUGGAGUGGAAGCUGCAUCUGGCAAGGGAAAAGAAGAGGAGGGAGGAGGCCAACCGGAUGGCCAAAGAAGUGGAGAAGAUUCAGGCGUGUAGGCGGGAAGUGCAAGCGCAAGAAGAAACCCCUGCCAAAUUAGACAAGAUUCUGGGCUAUCUUGAGAUUCUGAGCGAGGCCUGGCUUGAGGAGCAACGGGCCAAUAAGGGUCAGGAAGUGACCCUCCACUCCAUCCGGACCGGCUUUAGAGAGUUUGCGCGCGACGUGGUAACCCACAUCGCGACCGAACUUAAAAGGUUGAAGGAAGGUGGUGAGAAGUUUUGUGCCGGCACCAUUGAAGGCGCCAAAGUAGUGGCCGAAGUUGAAGUGCGUCCCCGCAAAGAGCCUGUCAAGCUUAAAUUCCCUGACUCAUAUAGCUGGAAAAAGGACGAUAAUUUUGAUAACUGGGAGGCCAGCAUUAACACAUAUGUCUAUUUACAACAUAUCGCGCCUGAGGAACAAGUGCAAGGAAAAUAAGCAGCAGCGAGAUGACAAUCCCAGAUCACACCAUCACAUUUCAAGUCAAAUAGUCACACCGUGUC